AAAAAAAACGUUAAGAGAUGAGGAGGAAAUCAGGAACAAGGGAAGAUCAGAACUGGUCAACUAGGGAGAAAUUUUUUAUAUCAGUUUUUUUUCCUACUCGAAGAAACGUGCAAGUUAAACGUACUCAAUUUGGAAUCUACUACCAGAUUCGAAGAACUUUCUUUCUAAAAAGGACGAGCAAAUCACGGCAGAGAAAAGCGCCUGACAAAUAUUGAUUUUCUUUUUCUUCACUUUUUUUUAUCGAACAAUCAAAAUUAUCUUUUUCUUCUUACUCUUUGUCUAAGCUUCUUUGAAAAAGUCCCCAGCGAAUUCACAUCGGAAAAGUCUAUAAGAGAUCGAUGGCGGUGCGAGUUGGAAAGGGAAGUUCGCCGUCGAUGGAUUCUCUGGUUCUCAAGCCGCUCGUUGUGGUUCCUCCCCGCCACCGCCACCACCACGGCAGUGUCCUCGGCCGUUGUUGGCGGCCGCCGGUGCGUCUCCUCCGUCUGCCCGCCUCGGUCACAGUGGCGUCGAACGGGGCCUUGGCAGCGAAAUCCUUGCCGAAUAGCAAUGGUGAAUACACAGUUGGCGAUUUUAUGACCCGAAAGGAAAAUCUUCUCACAGUGAAGCCCUACACUUCGGUAGAUGAAGCACUGGAACUGUUGGUGAAGAACAGGAUCAGUGGCUUUCCUGUGAUCGAUGACGAUUGGAAAUUGGUAUAUACAUUCGUCCCUUCCUUUUUCUUGUUCUCUUUUUAUUCACCAACAAAAUGUUCGUUUUUAAAACUAGCAAGAGCAUCUAUUUUUUUUCAUCUUUGCUAUUGGCAUAUGUUUGAUUAUUUGUCUUCUUAUAUUGCCUGUUUGAUUUUGUCACAGGUAGGAGUGGUCUCGGAUUAUGAUUUGUUGGCAUUGGACUCCAUUUCAGGAAGUGGACGGACCGAGAUAAGCAUGUUUCCUGAGGUCGAUAGUUCAUGGAAAACAUUCAAUGAGAUCCAGAAACUAUUGAGCAAGACCAAUGGUCAAGUCGUCGGCGAGGUGAUGACUCGCACCCCUCUUGCUGUUCGCGAAUCAACCGACCUCGAAGAUGCCGCAAGGCUAUUGCUCGAAACAAAGUACAGAAGAUUUCCAGUCGUCGACGGCAAUGGCAAAGUGGUUGGGAUUAUUACGAGGGGUACCGUAGUUAGAGCUGCGUUGCGGAUCAAGCAUAGAACCAACAAGAACACUUAAUGGAUGGAUAUAUGUACUCUGCAAUCCAAGUUUCAUAUGAGACUUGAUAUAUUGACACUUUUUAUGAGAUUCGAUUAUACGUUGUAGAAACUCCUAAAUAAUUGAUUAUUCACAAAAUUAAUGAUCUA
Molecule: messenger RNA, 1330 nt
Organism: Zingiber officinale
Lineage: Eukaryota; Viridiplantae; Streptophyta; Magnoliopsida; Zingiberales; Zingiberaceae
Product: CBS domain-containing protein CBSX1, chloroplastic-like
Exons: 7
Coding region: 339-1202 (287 amino acids)
Source: RefSeq, a predicted model, not a curated record